GGGGCAGUGACAGUGUCAGUUUUCUUCUCAUUGAGACCCUGGUAAGUACCCCCCCGGCAGACACCCUCGCAGCAGUGAGCUCCUGCACGUGUGAGAGGUGGAGUCAGCCUGCCCCCAGCCAAGCCAUUCAAACACAAGGGAUUCCUCCAUCUCACCCCAAAAAGUCACAGGCAUCCAGGCCUCCAUCUUGGGCUCUUGGCACAACCGCCCACGCCCUCUUCCCCUGAUGGGCACCACCGUGGCCGCCAGAUUUCCACAACUGCUGCUCACAUCACAGCUGUAACGAACCACCGAAACCAUGGAGAUGAAGCAGCCAAUGAUGACACAGGAGGAGUGCAAGACAGAGGGCGGGGGCCAUGAGGAGGCGCAGGAAAACGGCCGGCUUAUGGCGGAUGGUGUAGCAGAGAAAGGGCCAAAGGCCAGCCCGCAGUCAGGGCAGGUCUCCAACGGCUACCCUGCUUCCUCACCCCAGAGCCCUACUGAGGCCUGUACCGGCAGUGGGGGGGCUCCCAGAACCCUGGUGGUCCAGCAGACUAGCUUAGAGCUCCCCCGUGAGACCUGGAGCAAGAAGAUGGACUUUCUGCUCUCAGUGGUUGGGUAUGCUGUAGACCUGGGCAACGUGUGGCGUUUCCCCUACAUCUGCUACCAGAAUGGAGGAGGUGCAUUUCUGCUGCCCUAUCUGCUGAUGGCGGUGUUUGGCGGGGUGCCCCUGUUCUACAUGGAGCUGGCAUUGGGCCAGUUUCACCGAAGUGGCUGCAUCUCAAUCUGGAGGCAGAUCUGCCCCAUCUUCAAAGGAAUCGGAUUCGCCAUCUGCAUCAUCGCCCUCUACAUCGCUUUCUACUACAACACCAUCAUGGCCUGGGCGCUCUACUACCUGCUAUCGUCCUUCAGCUCCAUGCUGCCCUGGAGCACAUGUGGCAAUGCCUGGAACACCGCCAACUGCACCCGCUACACCUUCACCGACCGCAACGUCAGCUGGAGCGACCACUCCAUCUCCCCUGCCGAGGAGUUCUAUACGAGACAGGUGCUGCAGGUCCACCUCUCCUCAGGACUGCACCAGUUGGGCGCAGUCAGCUGGCAGCUGGCACUCUGUCUGCUGUUCAUCUUCACCGUGGUCUACUUUAGUAUCUGGAAGGGGGUCAAAACCUCCGGCAAGGUCGUGUGGGUGACGGCCACCCUGCCGUAUGUGGUGCUCGUGCUGCUACUCAUUCGAGGGGCCACCCUGCCCGGUGCCUGGAGGGGCGUGGUCUACUACCUGAAGCCUGAUUGGAAGAAGCUCCUUAGUACCACGGUCUGGAUAGAUGCAGCAGCACAGAUCUUCUUCUCGCUGGGACCUGGCUUUGGAGUCCUCCUAGCCUACGCCAGCUACAACCCCUUCCACAACAACUGCUACAACCGACCUGGAAUUGUAAUCAGUCCACGAAGGACUGCUGCUGUGUGCUUCCCUUUGACCUUGUUCCUCCUCGUACCUCCCCCAUGGUCUGUUCCUGGCCUCCCCACAGGCCCCAGUCUGCUCUUCAUCAUCUAUGCCGAGGCCAUCGCUAACAUGCCUGCCGCCACCUUCUUCGCCAUCAUCUUCUUCCUCAUGAUCAUCAUGCUCGGACUGGACAGCACGUUUGCCGGACUGGAGGGCGUGAUCACGGCGCUGCUUGAUGAGUUUCCGCAGGUACUGGCCAAGCGGCGGGAGUGGGCCGUGCUGGGUCUGGUGUGCAUCUGCUACCUGGGGGCCCUCUCCACCCUCACAUACGGCGGCGCCUUCGUGGUGAAGUUGUUUGAGGAGUAUGCCACUGGCCCUGCUGUCAUCACCGUGGUCUUCCUGGAGGUCAUCGCAGUGUCCUGGUUCUACGGAACCUCGCGGUUCUGCAGCGAUAUCCAGAUGAUGCUGGGCUUCUCUCCAAGCUGGUUCUGGAGGGUGUGUUGGAUGAUCAUCUGCCCCUGCUUCUUGCUGUUUAUCAUCGGCAGCUUCCUGGCCUUCCCGCCCGAGGUGAAGCUGUUUCACUAUCUCUACCCGGCCUGGACCACGGUGCUGGGAUACUGCAUUGGCGUCUCCUCCUUCAUCUGUGUGCCCUCCUACAUGGUCUACCACCUGCUCAUCACGCCAGGCCCCUUCAAACAGCGUCUCCUGAAGAGCAUCACCCCAGAGGUCGGGGCAGCGGGGGGGCCACAUAGAGACAUCGUCACCAACGCGGUCUGACCAGGACGGCGUCUGACCCUCUACUGGACAUUUGCCGGAACUGCAGGAAGGGCACACCCGCCCCCCUCAUGACCACCCUCAACGUUCUGCAGUUUCUCUCUUACCUUCCAGAUGUGGACAAUUUCGACGUCCAGCUGGCUGUAUAGUGAAGGUGGGAUCUGGGCCAAAGAUGCCGUUGUUUCUACAUUUUUUUAUUAAUAUUAUGUAUUUUUCGUUAUGUAAUAUUGUCACGCAUUUUGUGGCCUAAACCAGACCAAUCAGGCACAACAGCUCUGAGUAAACACCUGAUGUUUAUAUAUACUCAAAAUAUAUUGUAUAACUGUGACAUUUUUACUGUUUAGUCCUGUAACUUUUCAGUGAAGUGUGUCCGUUGAUGUCUGUCCGUACGUUUUACUGGAAGUGAACGUCACAGCACACUUCAGAGCUUUCACAAUCAUAGUGAAUCACUCAGAUAUAUUUUUUUAAUUCAUCUGUUUUGCAGCUACGCAUUUUUUUAUUUACGGACACGAAUGGUAGCACUUUUGCAUACGACCUCCACUGUUACCUGUUCUGUCACUUAAGUCUUCAUGAUAAAAGGCAUAAGAACCAGUUUGUGGGCCGGAGGUCUGGGCCGGAGCCCCUGGAUGAGACUCUUUUCCAGUGGAGGUCCCGUCAACUGGAAGGAAAGCUCCAGUGGGUUGAAUUUGUGUGUGCGUGUGCGUGCGUGUUUCUGUGUGUGUGUACUUUAGCGGAUGAAAAGUUGUAUAUCAGGAAAAUUCAUGUACCAGAUUAUAUGUACAAAAUAUAUAUGUAUGUCUAGAUUAUAUGUCUAGUCUAUUCCAAUAUAAGAUGUGUAUUUAUUUAAAAAUAUCACCACUGCUGUAAUUAAUUUGAUAUAUUCUGUACCGAAAUGUACUCGUUCGUCACAUUUAUCGUGGAGCGACACGUGUAACAUGAGUAUAUUUUUAUUGCAAACUUGCGCUGACUGUUCACAUUUAUGCCAGAUUCAGGUAUAUUAACAAACUCCUGCUCUGCAUAUGAGCACCAAAAAAAGAAAAAGGUGUUGAAGCGUCAGUAUGCACAAGGCGUGUGUGUGUGUGUGUGCUCAGUGCGUGCUCAGUAUGCACAGCGUGUUUGCACGUGUGUUUAGUGCGUGCUCAGUAUGCACAGCGUAUGUGUGCAUGCUCAGUGCGUGCUCAGUAUGCACAGGGUGUGUGUGUGUGUGUGCAAGUUCUGCAAGGGGCCCGCGUGGCGUGUGUGAACCGUAGAUCCACGUGCUGGUGUCUGUCUCCGUCCCGUCUGUCCGUGUGAGUGCCAUCUGUGCACCCCUCUGUCUGAACAUGUGUUCCCUGUGUGCAGAAACUAACAAUCCGGAUCAGGAAAAAUACAUAGAUAAAUAUAUACAUAUAUAUAGAUUGAUAUAUAGAUAGAUAUAUGCAGUGUGUCAGUGUGUCUCUGUAUGACUCUGCUUUCAUUACAGGCCCCUCUGCCUCCUCACUGGUGUCUUAUAUCCUGUGAAAUACAGAGUAAACUGUACAUUUUAAGCAUAUGAUCUGUGUCAGUCUGUUAAAGGUUGUAUAUCCAUGUAAAGGAGAAAACUACAUAUAAAUGAAGAGAAAUAAAAAGGAAUAUCAAUGGAUGCUGAAUCUG
Paramormyrops kingsleyae is the source of this 3823-nucleotide messenger RNA. The record is from RefSeq and is a predicted model, not a curated record. NCBI's taxonomy places the organism in Eukaryota, Metazoa, Chordata, Actinopteri, Osteoglossiformes, Mormyridae.